AGAGUCGUGAGAACAAUUGAAUUCCAAACAGCUCUGUUUGAUUUGGUUUCUUUCCUUUUCUAUUCUUCCUGUAAUAUCAAACAUAUUCACCAUGUCAUCUCGAACAUUGGGCUUGGGCAUUAUCGGUGCAGGGGAAGUUUUCCAAGUAUGCCAUGGACCUUCGCUUCUGCUCUUGUCCCAUCUAUUCCGGAUUGAGUCUAUCUGCGAUGUGUCGACCAAGACAAUCGACCAUUGCGCUGCCAAGUUCUUCGUUCCGCACAAGACGACUACCCCGCAGGAGGUCAUCGACCACGCCAAGGUCGACGUGGUCCUCAUCUUGACUUCGGAUGAAAGCCACGCACCAUUGGCGAUUGCUUCUCUGCAGGCUGGCAAGCAUGUCUUUGUUGAGAAGCCCGUGACUCUCUCCUUGCCUUCUCUGGAGAGUAUCAUCAAGGCAGAGGAAAAUGCACCCAACGGCGCUCGUGUGUUUGUGGGGUAUAUGCGCCGCUAUGCCCCCAGCUUUGUCGAAGCGUUCAAGAGAGAGAUUGCUUCAAUUCCCAAAAUUCUCUAUGCCCGAGUCCGUGAUUUCAGCGGUCCGAAUACAAACUUUGUCAACCAAAGUGGUACCUUCCCGGUCAAGCAUUUUGACUAUCCAGCGGGCGCUUCAGAAGAGCGCAACUCUCGUCUGGAUGCCCUGUAUGCGGAAGCGUUCCCCGGGCAGGAGAUUACAGUGGAAAAGCAGAAGUUCUGUCGCUUCUUGGGCAGCUUGGGCUCGCAUGACAUUUCCCUUAUGCGUGAGAUUCUGGGAUUCCCCGAAACCGUCGCUGGAGUCUCUGCCAACGACCCCUUUUACAGUGCUAUGUUGACCUUCCGCAACGCUGAUGGUUCCACAUACUCGACUACCUAUGAGAGCGGCAUUGAUGAGGUUCCAGUCUUCGAUGCGCAUGUCACCGUGUACGGUGCUAAGAAGAGAGUCACUAUCAAGUAUGACAGCCCCUAUGUCAAGGGCCUCCCAAUUUACGUGGAGGUUGAUGAGGUCAAUGAGCAAGGCGAAGUCCAGCACCGCUCUAUCCUCUCUUCUUACGAGGAUGCCUACACAGCAGAGCUUCAAGAAUUAUAUGAUGUUAUCGUCAACGGCAAGCCCAUUAAGACCACGGUGUCGGAUGCUAGGCAAGAUCUUCAGAUCUAUGAUAUGAUGUACAAACGAUGGACUGCUACUCAAUAGAGAUAGACCAGUUAUAGUCUGAAAGAUAAAAUGACUUGAUUUACAUUGAUGAAGUUAUAGUUUCUGCCUUUAGAAAAUAAAUAUGUAUGCC
Aspergillus wentii DTO 134E9 is the source of this 1295-nucleotide messenger RNA. Its product is annotated as Gfo/Idh/MocA family oxidoreductase. The coding region runs from base 92 to 1204 and encodes 370 amino acids. The transcript is spliced from 3 exons. Gene Ontology annotation, biological process: NADPH regeneration. The record is from RefSeq and is a predicted model, not a curated record. Gene Ontology annotation, molecular function: oxidoreductase activity; nucleotide binding. Gene Ontology annotation, cellular component: cytoplasm. Lineage: Eukaryota; Fungi; Ascomycota; Eurotiomycetes; Eurotiales; Aspergillaceae.